AUGUUUGUGUCCUGGAAACUAGUGGAGUGGACGCUGCCUCAACCUCAGCUGGGGCUGAGACUGGCCCCCGGCCUCAGCCCGGGCUUCAGCCUCUGCCUCAACCCCCUCAGGCCCAGCCUCUGCCUCAAUCCACAGCUGCAGCUUCAGCCCUACCCUAUCCUCCCAGCCACAUCCCCGACCCUAUACCUCAUCCCCAGCCUCAGGUGGCGUAUCCGCCCAUCCCGUCUUGAGCCGAGGAGAGCACAGCUGCAGCCCAACAGGCCGUUGAUACCGCUGAGUAGUCCCGGCCGACAGCCAUGUGAAUGCACGUGCCCUCAGGCCACAGAGGUGCACUGCACGUUCCGUUCCCUGCUCACCGUGCCCGCCGGCAUACCCAGACAAGUGGAGCGCAUGAACCUGGGGUUUAACACCAUAAACCAUGUGACUCAGACCUCUCUGUCUGGGUUGAGGAAGCUGGAGCUUCUGAUGAUGCAUGGGAACGAUCUCUACAACAUUCCCAACGGAGCCUUCAGGGAUCUCAUGUCCUUACAGAUGCUGAAGAUGAGCUAUAACAAACUGAAGGAGAUCAACAGACACACUCUCCAGGGUCUGUGGUCUCUGACCAGACUCCACCUGGACCACAACCAUCUGGAGUUCAUUCACCCAGACACCUUCCAGGGCCUCACCUCCCUACGUCUCCUACAGCUGGAGGGGAACAGACUGCAGCAGCUCCACCCCUCUACCUUUUCCACCUUCUCCAUGAUGGGACACUUCCACGUCUCCACCCUCAGGCACCUGUACCUGUCGGAGAACAGGCUGACCUCGCUGCCCCAGAAGCUGCUGGGAGGAAUGCCCCAGCUGGAGAACCUAUUCCUGCAUGGGAACCCCUGGACAUGUGACUGCAGGAUGAAGUGGUUCACCGACUGGGACAAAAACUCACCAGGUGUGCUGAAGUGUAAAAAGGACAGGGCCUACCCAGGAGGUCAGCUCUGCUUUAUGUGUUACUCCCCAAAGAACGUACGAAUGAAAGAAGUCCUGGGCCUGGACACACUGGUCUGCUCUAGCCCCGUUAUCACCUCCCCUGAUCGACCUACGGCCCAAGAGGACACAGAGACAGAGGUCAUGACCCUGGAGGAGUUCAAGGGGUCGUUCGGCAACAUUACCCUAGGCCUGACGGACGAGCAUGGGAACAAAGUGGAUCUGGAGUGCAGCGUCGGAGAGCCCCGCAGGGAGUGGUCUAAGGUCAGCUGGGAGCAGGUCAACCCUCUGCAGCUGGCCUAUAAUGUGAGUAUCUCCGUGGAUCUGGGGUGUCCCAUCAACAGGGACAAUUUUGAGAGACUCUGGAGGCUGAUCGCCUACUAUAGCGACACGCCCGCUCACCUGCAGAGAGAGAUCAUGCUGACUAAGGAGCCGGUGCCCAGCUACAGGUACAGGCAGGACCUGGAGAGAGACGCAUUGUACUACACAGGGGUUAAGGCUAACAUGGUAGCUCAACCAUCCUGGCUGAUGCAGAGCUCUGUGGACCUGCAGCUGAACAGGCCCCAGUCCACUGGGAAGAGCGUCAAGCUGAUCCUCAGCACCCACCUCACACAGACCGUGGAGCCUGAGCUGGAGCGCAGACACCGUAGGACAUGGGUCAUGAUAGAGAACACAAACACUACCAGGACGGUGCUGAGUGUUGUAGUGGGCAGCCCUGCUGUAAUGGACUAUAACGUGUUGAGCUCAGGAGACACAGUGGUUCGCUGGAUGCUGCCAGACGGGACCCAGCUGGAGGCACCGUACAGCAGCCCAGACAACAGGGUGUCAGUGUUGAGCACCGGUAGGUUGGAUAUUAAAGCUGUAGGACACUCAGACUCAGGGAUAUAUUACUGUAUCGCCCAGGUCUCUGACGACCUCAGUGUCCUCCCUUUCCGCCUGACGGUCGAGGAGUCCUCCAGUCCUCCCCCUCUUGGAGGGGAUGAGAUGGCGCCUACCCUCGUAGAGGGGUUCACCGGUGUCCCUCUCACUCUAAACUGUGUCGUGUCUGGCUCUCCUGACCCUGAGAUUAACUGGAUCCUUCCUGACAGCAGCAUAGUGAGUCACAGAGCCAACUCUUCUAGAGCGCUGGUGUAUUCCAACGGAACUCUGAGAGUCCCAGAGAGUCGACUGACAGACAGUGGAUAUUAUAAGUGUGUGGCCAUGAACCAGCAUGGUGUGUAUUCCCUGGCGACUAAGGUGACUCUCACCAGACAGUUAGGAGCAGAGAUACGACCACUGAGGAGAAUGAGGCCACAGUCUGCUUCAGGGGUCAACACCAGGGUCAAAGCCCCCAUGGGGGACACUGAGGAGGCAUCAGGGGACAAUGACGACACACAGGAGGAAGUCCCCUCCUCGCCUUCCUCCUCCUCCUCAUCCCCGAGCCGUGUGGGGCUAAUGAAUCGGAGGAGAGGUCAAAGUUCAAACAGGGGUGGUGGUCAUCCAUUUAGAAACACAUGGAGGCGACCUGCUGUACCUAGAAAACCAACCACGACAGGGACAAAUGAUGAAGACAAGAAAAACACAGUGGGGACGAGGAGGAGGAUUAACGUGGCAAACAAAAAUAUAGACCCGGAGAAGUGGGCGGACAUUUUGGCCAAAAUCCGUGACAAGAACGGACAGGUUAGGACAUCCAUAGUUUUCCCCUCUAGGGUGAAGCCUCAGAACCCUGUACUAAACACUCCAUCCACUAGGGUCAGGACCCAACCUUCAUCCAGAACAGUGGAGGUUCCCUCCAACUCCAACCACAUCCCAGACAGUCACAGAGAGAGAGUCCUCAUCUCUCAACCCGACCAGAGAAACAACCCGAUCCUCAACAGAGGAGACACCAUCCUAAUCACAAGAUCUGACCCCAACAGACAACCGCCACCAGCCGACUCCCACACCACUACUAAACUAGAGUCAACUGACAUCAAGCCUGAUCCAGUCACCGGUGUUAAACCAACCACCACAGAACCCAGAACACCCCACAGGACAGUCACGAACACAAACAACCAGAUGGUCAAACAGACGACCAUCACAACCACUCUCGCUUCCACCGCCACAAAGAGCUUUUCUCAGACUUCAUCAGUGUCUUCAUCAAGGCCUCAGAGUCCAUCCAGUGGGGGCCAGAGGACAGAGACCCCUACCCAGACACAGGGGUUAUCAGGUGGGGUGUCGGGAGGUGGUGAGAGACCCUCCGUAGCGGGACCUGUUGUAAGAGGGAAGCCCCGGAUCACCAAUGUGGAUGUGCGGACAGUGACAGUGAAUGCAGAGAUGGAUGCACAGCUGCCCUGUGUGGCUGUAGGGGAGCCCAAGCCUUUCCUCUCCUGGACGAGAGUCUCCACUGGAGCGACAGUAGCCCAGAACACUCGGGUCCAGAGGUUCGAGGUCCAUCCCAACGGCACGUUAAUCAUCCGUAACAGCCAGCCCCAGGACCGAGGCCAGUACCUCUGUAUGAUCCAGAACCAGUAUGGCAUGGACAAGAUGGUGGUCUCCCUGAUGGUCCUGGCCCAGCAUCCCAGAGUGCUCCAGCCGCGCUACCGCGAUGCUACCGUGUACCACGGGGACGGCAUCGAUCUGGAGUGCCAGGUACAGGGACAUCCCAUGCCCCGGGUCACCUGGGUGCUGCCUGACAGGGUCCACCUCGCUGCGCCCCCAGCCCCGGGCCCUGCCAACCCAGCCAGUGGCCCCCAGCCCGGCCCACAGUCUGGCCCUAAGCACGUGGACCUCCUCAGUAACGGUACUCUCCGGAUAACCGAGGCCAGCUACACAGACAGAGGGAUCUAUAAAUGUAUCGGCAGCAGCGUGGCUGGAGCCGAUACAGUCUCUGUCCGUCUCCAUGUGGCAGCCUUGCCUCCAGUCAUCCAACAACCUCGCUAUGAGAACAUGUCCCUCCCCGAGGGAAGCACGGCCUACAUCCACUGCACCGCCAAAGGAGCCCCUACGCCCAUCAUGCGCUGGACCACGCCCGACGGAGUCCAGCUCCUCACCUCGCAGUUCGUCAACGGACGUAAUUUCUUUGUCUUCCCCAACGGGACCCUGUACGUCCGUGGGCUAGGCCAAGGCGACGCGGGGAGAUAUGAGUGUGUGGCCAGUAAUGCGGUAGGAGCCUCCAGGAGAACCAGCAUUCUGACCGUACUGAGACUCCCAUCCUCCACCAAGGCCAGGAUUACCUCCUCGUCUCCCCAGAGGUCUGACGUGGUCUACGGGGCGCUUCUGAGGCUCGACUGCAUUGCCACAGGAAAACCAGAGCCCAGGAUCGUCUGGAGGACCCCCUCUAAGAAACUAGUGGAUUCCCAGUACAGCUUCGACCCCAGGAUAAAGGUGUUCACCAACGGUUCUCUGGCCAUCCAGGCCAUGACAGAGAAAGAUGAUGGGGACUACCUGUGUGUGGCCCGAAACAAGAUGGGGGACGACUACAUGCUUCUGAGGGUUAACGUGCUGACCAAGCCGGCCAAGAUUGAGCAGAAGCAGCUGCUGGCGAGUCAGAAGGUGAUGUAUGGAGGAGACCUGAAGGUGGACUGUGUAGCGUCUGGCCUCCCCAACCCUGAGAUCCGCUGGGCUCUGCCGGACGGCACCAUGAUCAACACACUGAAACAGACGGAUAGUAGGGUUAGAGGUGGGCGCACCCGCAGAUACGUGGUGUUCGACAACGGGACGUUGUACGCCAACGACGUGGGGAUGAGAGAGGAAGGAGACUACACCUGCUACGCUGAGAACCAGAUAGGGAAGGAUGAGAUGAAGGUUCACGUCAAGGUGGUGGCGGACCCUCCGAUCAUCAGAGACAAAACUCAAAGCCCUGAAGUCAUCAGGGUUCUUUAUGGGGAGACCGUGUCUCUGAAGUGCAGCGUCAAGGGAGAGCCGACCCCAGUCAUCACGUGGCUAUCCCCCACUAACCGGGCCAUUGCCUCCUCCCCCACUAAAUACCAGGUCCAUAAUGAUGGCACAUUAGUGGUCAAGAAGGCGCAACGCUUUGAUGCUGGUAACUACACCUGCACAGCUAGGAACAGUGCCGGCCAGGACCGCAAAGUCACCAGGGUGGAAGUCCUUGUGACGCCACCGACCAUCAAUGGACUGAGAGGUAUGGUCAACACUAUCAGAGUGACGGCUAUAAGGGACCAGCGCACCAUGCUGGCCUGCGAGGCCGUGGGGACACCCAUCCCCCGGGUCAUGUGGGUGUUACCGGAGAACGUCAUCCUCCCGGUGCCAUACUACGGCAGCAGAAUGACGGUGCAUCGCAACGGUACGUUGGAUAUACGUUCGCCGAAGGGGACCGACUCGGCUCAGCUGGCCUGCAUCGCACGCAACGAGGGCGGGGAGGCCAGGCUGAUGGUCCACCUGGAGGUUAAAGAGAUGGUAGAGAGACCGCAGCUCAGAGGGCCCAAAACAGAGAGCCUCUCUCUAACGGUAGGCAGUACCAUGACCCUGAACUGCUCCUUUGAAGGAGGCCCAGCACCCCCAACGGUAACCUGGAUCCUCCCUAAUGGUUCCCCCCUCAUGAGGGGUGCCCAGUUCUCCAAGUUCUUCCACCGACCUGACGGCUCCUUGGUCAUCACUAACCCCGCUGUCUCUGAGAGUGGUAUGUACCGCUGCCUGGCGAGGAAUGUAGCCGGGCUAGUGGAACGUACUAUUACUUUAGCCCCGGAGAGGAAACCAGAGAUCAAUAACCGCUACAACUCCCCCAUCAGUAUUAUGAAUGGGGAGAGCCUCCAACUCCACUGUCUCUCUACGGGGGACCCCCUCCGGCUGACGUGGACACUGCCCAGUGGGGUGGUCCUGGGGCGGCCACAGAGAGCCGGUCGCUACGCCGUACUGGCCAAUGGGACGCUCGCCAUCCAGCAGGCGUCCGUCUACGACCGCGGCUCCUACGUCUGCCGAGCGGCUAACGAGUACGGCAGCGCCCUGCUCUCCGUGCCCGUCAUCGUCAUCGCGUACCUGCCUCGCAUCACCAAUGGCCCGCCUCCCGUGAUGUACGCUCGCCGCGGCGUGGCGGUCCAGCUGAACUGUGUUGCCACGGGGAUCCCCCGAGCUGAGAUUGCCUGGGAGACGCCGGAGAGGACGCGGCUAGCGGUCAGUGCCCAGCCACGCCUCUUUGGCAACAAGUACCUCCACCCACAAGGCUCUCUCAUCAUCCAGAACCCCACACAGAGAGACCAGGGCUUCUACAAAUGCACCGCCAGGAACGCGAUAGGGGUCGAUACUAAAGCCACCUAUCUACAUGUGUUCUGAUUAGCCUUAGACAAAUCAUUUUUUUUAUCAUAUGCCCAAGAAACUGCCAAAGGAGCUGAGCACGGCCAAUGCUUUUCAUCCAUCCACAUAAUGUUGAAGAGACUUUGAAUCACUGUCAACGCAAAGUAAAGAUACACUUUCCAAUCGGUAGCUAAACAAACGAGCUACUGUGUAUGCAGUAGCUGUGCUGUAUGUGUCCUGUGACGUCAUUCAAGGCCAUGUUUCAGCUGCAUUUCAAAAAAAACAUUUUGUGACAAAGCCAUUUUUCACUCAUCAAAAAACACUUUGCCAUGAAGGACUUUAAUAGAGAGCAAAAACUGUAGUAUUACUAUUUGUAGCAUUAUAUGAGUAUAUGUAGUAUAUCUUUUCCAUCUCCUGCGCUGACAAUGACAAUUUUAUGUCAAACUGUGUAGAUAAGCGUAGCUCAAUAUCUUUUUACGUUCGAUUAAUGAAAAUAUUCUAAAUGAUAUACUGUUGAUACAGAAAAUAUCCAAUACUGCUGAGAUGGGGACGAUUUCAGGGGUCUAAGCAACAAUGGCUGGUGCUACAAUUAUGAAUAGCUGCUUCACAACCAUCCAUAUUAUCUUACUAUCUUAACCAAAAGUAUUUUUAAUGACCGCUAACCCUGCUAUUUACAGGAGCGACUCGCACAUUACCGUUACUGUGAUUAUUGUACAUGCAAUUUGGUUUAGAUCUGCUUGCAACCCACAUAGGUGUCAACAUCAACUCAUAAAAUAAUACUAAUAUGUUUUUACAUGCCCUCAUUAUUAAAUUAUUUGUCUUUAAAAGACUCUGAUGUAUAGGAAUUUUACACGUUUUUUAAUAAAGAGAAGCUCAAAAUCC
Messenger RNA from Salvelinus namaycush (lake trout), 7047 nucleotides. Its product is annotated as matrix-remodeling-associated protein 5-like. The record is from RefSeq and is a predicted model, not a curated record. The coding region runs from base 1 to 6204 and encodes 2067 amino acids. Gene Ontology annotation, molecular function: protein binding. The transcript has 13 exons. NCBI's taxonomy places the organism in Eukaryota, Metazoa, Chordata, Actinopteri, Salmoniformes, Salmonidae. Gene Ontology annotation, cellular component: extracellular region.